Messenger RNA from Sphaerulina musiva SO2202, 2286 nucleotides. RefSeq names its product fumarate reductase. The coding region runs from base 276 to 2168 and encodes 630 amino acids. The record is from RefSeq and is a predicted model, not a curated record. Gene Ontology annotation, molecular function: FMN binding; oxidoreductase activity. NCBI's taxonomy places the organism in Eukaryota, Fungi, Ascomycota, Dothideomycetes, Mycosphaerellales, Mycosphaerellaceae. The transcript has 4 exons.
CUUGUUUUCCCUGUCCUGUGCUAUUGUUGAUCCUCUCUCCCUCUCUCUCUCUCUCUCUCUGUGUGUGUCGGCCCACCCAGCGGCUGAUUCGAUACUUCGACUUCUACCUCGGCCGGCUUGAAAAGCACCUGCAUAAACAGACCCUCUUCCUCCCACUACUGUACCUUACCCUUUCCCUUCAGAUAUACAAGGGACUCGCCCUCCUCCUCCUACUAUACCUUUGUACUCCCUUUGGACAUUUCAUACCAGGCAACCACCGCAUCCUUACCAUCAUCAUGCCUGAGCGAGUGAUUGUUGUCGGCGCUGGCCUUUCCGGCCUGAGCGCUGCUCACACCAUCUACCUGUCUGGUGGCAAUGUGCUGCUUCUCGACAAGAACAACUUCAUGGGCGGCAACUCCACCAAGGCCACUUCGGGAAUCAACGGCGCUUUGACUCGCACACAGGUCGACCACCACAUCGGGGACAGCGUCAAGCAAUUCUACGAUGACACCGUCAAGUCUGCACGAGACAAGGCCCGCCCCGACCUGAUCAAGGUUCUCACAUACCAAUCUGCGUCCGCCGUCGAGUGGCUACAGGACAUCUUCAACCUCGAUCUCACCCUCGUCUCGCGGUUAGGAGGACACUCCUUCCCACGAACUCACCGCGGUCACGAUGCCAAAUUCCCCGGUAUGGCCAUCACAUACGCCCUCAUGCAGCGAUGGGAGGAACUCUGCGAGAAAGAGCCCGAGCGAACCGAGUUGAUCAAAAAGGCAAACGUCAAGAACAUCAACAUGGACGGAAACAAGUGCACCGGUGUGACAUACGAGAUCAACGGCGAGUCCUUUACCGUCAACGGACCUGUCGUCCUCGCUACUGGUGGUUACGCUGCCGAUUUCACCGAAGACUCGCUCCUCAAGAAGCACCGGCCUGACACCUUUGAUCUCUCCACCACCAACGGCAACCACGCCACCGGUGAUGGCCACAAGAUGUUGAUGAAGAUUGGCGCCAACGGCAUCGACAUGGACAAGGUGCAAGUCCACCCCACCGGUCUCGUGGACCCGAAGGACCCGACCGCAAAGACCAAGUUUUUGGCUGCCGAGGCCCUGCGUGGUGAGGGUGGUCUGCUCAUCAACUCCAAGGGCGAGCGAUUCGUUGAUGAGCUCCAGCACCGUGACUUUGUCUCCGAGCGCAUGUGGGAAGAGAAGAAGAAGGGCAACUGGCCCAUCCGCCUAUGCUUGAACAGCAAGGCCUCCAACACACUCGAUUUCCACACGCGCCACUACUCGGGUCGUGGCCUGAUGAAGAAGAUGUCCGGCAAGGAGCUGGCCCAGGACAUUGGUUGUGGCGAGAAGAAGCUGCACGAGACGUUUACGGCAUACAACAAGUACGCCAGCGGCGAGGAGAAGGAUCCCUUCAACAAGAAGUUCUUCCACAACUUCCCCGUCGAGAUCAACGAUGACUUCCACGUCGCACACAUGGAGCCCGUGCUGCAUUUCACCAUGGGUGGUAUCGAAAUCAACGACAAGUCCGAAGUGCUGAACCAAAAGGGCGAGCCCUUUGAGGGUCUCUUCACCUGUGGUGAGUUGGCCGGUGGUGUCCACGGUGCCAACCGUCUCGGUGGAUCUUCGCUCCUCGGCUGUGUUGUCUACGGACGUGUGGCCGGCUCCAGCUCGAGCAAAUACCUCUUCCAGCAAGUCCUCAACGGUGCUGGUGGCCAAGCUGCCACUCGUGCCGGCCAAAUCAGCCUGCACAUUGACCCCAGCCAGCCGGGCAAGAUUUCGGUCGAGUGGAGUAAUGGAGCGGGCGUCGGCAGUAGCGAUGAUGACCAGAUCCGAAAGCAAGGCCAGCUGUCGGCGGCGCCCGUCAUGGGCAAGGGACAAGAUCCAGGUCAGGUCAAGCAGACGAAUGAUGUCAAGGCGUUCAAGGUGCCCGAACAAGAAUAUUCGCUCGAAGAGGUGGCCAAGCACAACAAAAAGGACGAUUUGUGGAUUGCCGUCAAGGGUGUGGUGAUGAAUGUGACGGACUGGGUCGAUGAGCACCCGGGUGGACCACAGGCCCUCUUUUCACACAUGGGCAAGGAUGCAUCGGAAGAGUUUGAAAUGUUGCACGACGACGAAGUGAUUCCCAAGUAUGCGGCCGAGAUUGUCAUUGGGCGAGUACAAGGGCAAGAGAUUACUUUGGAGUAUUAGGCCGGCAUUUUUUCUCUAAACCAAUUGAUGAGUGAAGAAUUUUGACAAAAAUCUGGAUGGAAUGAUAUGGUAUGUAUGUAGCUUUUUUGUGUGUACAUCACUUUGAACUUGACCCACG